AUGGUCUACCGCCGUACACCAUGCCCGUCAUCACCGAAUUCUCGUUCACCUGCUGAGAACUUCCUGGGACGACCACUCCGCUCAACGCUCUCGAUGCUCAACCCUCCAAGAAGCAUCCUCAAGAACCGCGACGAGAAGAUGGAACAACAGUUCAACCGUCACCACAACGCUCGUCCGAAGCAGUUCGAACCAGAAGACCUCGUUUGGGUGCGCGACUACCGACUCGGGCAGACGAAAUGGAUCUCUGGAAAAGUUCUACUUCGCUUGGGCAACGCGCUGUACGACGUCCUGGUCAACGACAACAUCGUUCGCCGACACGCCAACCAGCUGCGCCGACGCGAAACCGACGACACGCCGACCAUGCUCUGGGACGACUUCGACUGGCCGCAACCAUCGUCACCGUCGCCAUCGCAGUCAUCAUCGUCAUCAUCGCCGCCGUCGCCAUCACAGAAGCUGCCACCGUCCGACAACGACGUUCCCGCCGCUUUGAGACGCUCCGAACGCCAUCAUCAACCGCCGAAACGACUGAACAUGGACCCCUCUUUGAAGUCUUAUGUUUAG
Caenorhabditis auriculariae is the source of this 561-nucleotide messenger RNA. NCBI's taxonomy places the organism in Eukaryota, Metazoa, Nematoda, Chromadorea, Rhabditida, Rhabditidae. The record is from the annotation of a GenBank genome assembly.